Messenger RNA from Aphanomyces invadans, 1809 nucleotides. RefSeq lists its product as hypothetical. The record is from RefSeq and is a predicted model, not a curated record. Lineage: Eukaryota; Oomycota; Saprolegniomycetes; Saprolegniales; Verrucalvaceae. Bases 49 to 1746 code for a protein of 565 amino acids. Gene Ontology annotation, biological process: mRNA splicing, via spliceosome. Gene Ontology annotation, cellular component: spliceosomal complex. Gene Ontology annotation, molecular function: pre-mRNA 3'-splice site binding. The transcript is spliced from 2 exons.
CUCUACUUCCAAUACCAGUUCGCCUGAUCGUUCAACGGGCCAGAGAUCAUGAGCAGCAGCGUGGUCACGUCGGAGCGCAUGAACUCAGCAGAGAUGCGCAAGAAGAAGGAACUUGACGAAGCACGAAAGAACGGCACCCUUCCUCCUGAGAAGGACGCUGAUGGGAAUCUUAUCAAUCCACACAAUCCAGACUAUAUUUCCAAGCGGCCAUGGUACUUGGGCGAGUCUGGAUCGUCGUUGACGCAUCAAAUUAACCCGAAGAAGAACCAAGUGCUGUCCAUGUCGGAUGCCGAUGCCCUCAAUAUACGAGCUCUCAAACAGCCAUUGUAUCGCAAGAAGUUUACAAAAGGCGCAUGCACAAAUUGCGGCGCAACGACCCACAAAGCCACCGAAUGCGUCGAGCGGCCGCGAAAGGUGGGUGCUUGGAAGUCGAACAAGAACCUGGCAGCCGACGAAGUGAUCGUGGACGUGCGAUCCGGUCAGUACGGGAAACUUACGUUCGACGCGAAGCGGGACGCAUGGCUCGGGUACAACGCCGACGAACACCAAGCAACGAUUGAACGGUUUGAAAAGAUGGAGCAAGUUCGGAAGACCAAGCGCAUCCAGGAGAUGAACAAGAAUGGAACCAAUACGGCUAAUGACUCUGGAGCGGACUCGGAUUCGGACGGCGGCGGCGAUGAAGACGCCUUUUCCGAGGAAGAGUUUGUCGACAAAGACGGUGGGCGGGUCAUUGCGAAGCGCGUGUCGCGGCAGGGGGGUGUCGGCGGGGCCCAGAUGAUGAUUACAGCGCGAAAUCUUCGCAUCCGAGAGGACACAGCCAAGUACUUGCGCAACUUGAACCCAAACUCGGCGUUCUACGACCCCAAGACCCGUUCGAUGCGCGACAAUCCGAAUCCGGACCUGAACGUGGACGAAGCGACGUUUCAAGGGGAUAAUUUUGUACGUCACUCGGGCGACGCCAUCAAGCUGGCCAAGACGCAGCUUUUCGCGUGGGAGGCAGCCGAGAAGGGCGUGAUCCAAGACGGCGAACUCCAUCCGCAAGCAACGCCAUCCGCCGCAGAGUUCAUGCGCCAGCAGUACGAAGAGAAGAAGCUGAAAUUGGAACAGGAAAAACGACUUGCGAUGCUCGAAAAGUACGGCGAACAGACACCGGCGCCGCCCAAAGAAUUGCUCCUUGCCGCGUCCGAAUCCUACGUCGAAUAUGCUCGCGACGGUCGAGUGGUGAAAGGCGUCGAAAAGGCUGUGGCCAAGAGUAAAUACAUCGAAGACGCGCUGGAAAACAACCACACACAAGUUUGGGGCAGCUGGUACGACAAGCCAGCACACGCAUGGGGAUUUGCGUGCUGCCAUUCCAAAGUCCGCAAGAGUUACUGCACAGGCGAAGCCGGCAAGGCGGCUGCUUCCAGAGAAAACGAUGAAGCACAAGCCCACGCUGCGGUGGUGGCACCGGUGCGAGAGGCCCUUCCGUUGGCCACCUCGGGCGGCCAACCCGCACUCGUGUCGUCGUCUCGAAGCGAACUGUACGGCGACGCCAAGGAAGCGCAAGUGCUGGACCCGAUCAAGUUGAAAGAAGCCGAGAAGAAGCUCAAGAAACAAGCCAGCUUGGAAGGGAAGCGCAAGUACCAGUCCAUGCAAGACGAUGGCGUGGAUGCGGAAACGAUGGAAGUCUACCGGAUGAACAAAUCGAAGCGAGAAGAUCCGAUGGCUCAGUUCCUCGCUAGCGAUGCGUUGCUGCCACACAUGUAGGACGGUGUAAUAAUAUCGCAUGAACGACGAUUUCCCGUCUUGGUACACGACGGAAUGUCCCUC